This is a messenger RNA of Pantherophis guttatus, 1716 nucleotides long. The record is from RefSeq and is a predicted model, not a curated record. Lineage: Eukaryota; Metazoa; Chordata; Lepidosauria; Squamata; Colubridae.
AUGGUGGAACCGCUCUCCGGGGCAACGGGGCGCUGCAGGUCGGGAGCGGCGGCUGCUGCGGCGGAAUCACUUGGAAUCUCCCGCGAAAAAAUUGGCGGGAAAAUACUGGCUACGCGACACCAAGGAACGCCCUCCCCCCCGCCCAUUACAUUCGCACAUGCGCGCUGUUGUGGCCAGGUAGAAACCCCCCCCGCGAGCAAAAUAUCGGGGGGGGGCUUGGCGCAUGCGCCCUGGGCACUCCACCCAGCCAGAGAGCGGGCUUUCGGGUGGCCGGUGGUGCUGCGAGUGGCCCGGGGGGGGAAGGAAGCGCCCUUAAGCGCCGUGCUCACCUGCCCGCUUCCCCCUCUGAAGGAAGAGGCAGGUGCAGCAGCUGCUGGUUGGCGUUUCCCCCUUUGCUGUAGAGCCCAGGCAGACGAAAUCUUCCAGCAGCUCGAAAAGGAAGUGGAGUACUUUGAAGGUGAAUUCACCAAGCUACACAUCUUUGGGAAGUGGCACGAAAUCCCGAGGAAGCAGGUGACCUACGGGGAUGCUGGGUUCACCUACACUUACUCUGGUGUCACCUUUUCCCCCAAGCCCUGGAUUCCAAUUCUGAAUCGCAUCAGGGACCGUGUCCAGCUGGUCACCACGCACACCUUCAACUUCAUUUUGAUAAACAGGUAUAAAGAUGGGCACGACCACAUCGGAGAGCACAGGGAUGACGAGAGGGAACUGGUUCCCCACAGCCCCAUUGCCUCCGUGUCCUUCGGUGCCUGCAGGGACUUCAUCUUCCGCCAUGGGGCUUCUCGGGGCAAAAUCGCCUCUCGCCGAAUCGCACCUGUCAAGUUGCAGUUGGAUCAUGGCAGUCUGCUAAUGAUGAACUUCCCCACCAAUCACUACUGGUACCACAGCCUGCCCAGCCGCAAGAAAGUGCUGGCACCCAGAAUCAACCUGACCUUUCGGAAAGUUAGGACUCUUUAGCUUCCAGAGGCAGGGGAAAGGGGGGGUGUCGGGGGGGAAGGGAAGCAUCUUUCCACCCUUUCCCUUUUGGGUGCUUGAAGGACAAACACCCCCCCCCCCUUGUUUCUCACAGGCUGUAGCCUGGGUUUACAGCUCCCUUUUCUUGAAACCUAUCUGGACUGGGCUGUUGUAAUCACAGGCUCUGCACAACCUGAUGCAGCCUCUGGAUCCUCUAACCAAGCCGUAUUUGUGGCUCUGGUUUGCCUCGGAUUCACUCCCUCCCUAAUCAGCCAGUCACACUUGAUCCUGGAAGGCUGUGUGAACCUGGCCUGUGGCACAAAGUAUCCUGUGAACCAAGAAAAUUGGGUUAACUGAAUAAACCAGACUUCGGUUAACUAUGGGGGGGGGGGGGGGGGGCUGCACAAACGUAAUCUCUGGCUCAGUGCAUGUUCAAUCUGCUUGCUGCUUAAGGAGCUGAUCAAGAUUCAUGACACUUCUCUAAGCAGGGAGGCAUCACUGUCCUAUUUCUAGGAAAGUGUCUCUACACCAAGGUCUCCCCAAAUGCAGGCCUGUUUCUGUCCAGGGAAUCCCGCAGCUUGGAGUUAAGGAGGAACCUGGGCCUUCCCAGGGCCUAUCUGCGCCUUGCCCCACUCCUUUCCAUUUGAGCAAACUUGAGUAGAGGUGACUUUGCAAGCAGCAGCAUGCCUGAGGUGCACAAACUCUACUGUUUUGUGUCUUUUAAUACCCUGAAAUAAAUAAAAAGUGAUCCUUUGUUUCCUA